CAGUACAAGGACCAGUACGAGGACCUCCAAGACAAGGACCUCCAGUACAAGGACCAGUACAAGGACCUGUAUGAGGACCUCCAGUACAAGGACCAGUACCAGGACCAGUACAAGGUCCUGUACGAGGACCUUUAGUACAAGGACCAGUGCGAGAACCUCCAGUAAAAGGACCUGUACGAGGACCUCCAGUAUGAAGACCUCCAGUAAAAGGACCAGUACGAGGACCACUAGUACGAGGACCAGUACAAGGACUAGUAUCAGGACCUCCAGUACAAGGACCAGUACCAGAACCAGUACAAGGACCAGUACGAGGACCUCCAGUACAAGGAUCAGUACAAGGACCUCCAGUUCGAGGACCUCCAGUACAAGGACCAGUACGAGGACCUCCAGUACAAGAACCAGUACGAGGACCUCCAGUAUGAGGACCUCCAGUACAAGAACCAGUACAAGGACCAGUACGAGAACCUCCAGUACGACGACCAGUACGAGGACGAGUAUGACGAUCAGUACGAGGACCAAUACAAGGACCAGUACGAGGACCUCCAGUACGACGACCAGUAUGAGGACCAGUACGAUGACCAGUGCGAGGACCAGUACAAGGACCAGUACAGGGACCAGUACGAGGACCUCCAGUACCAGGACCUUCAGUACGAGGACCAGUACAAGAACCAGUACAAGGACCAGUACGAGGACCUCCAGUAAAAUAACCAGUACAAGGACCAGUACGAGGAUCUCCAGUACGACGACCAGUACAAGGACCCGUACGAGGACCAGUACAAGGACCAGUACCAGGACCAGUACAAGGACCAGUACGAGGACCAGUACCAGGACCAGUAUGAGGACCUCCAGUUCGAGGACCUCCAGUACAAGAAGCAGUACAAGGACCAGUACGAGGACCAGUACAAGGACCAGUACGAGGACUUCCAGUACAAGGACCAGUGCGAGGACCUCCAGUACAAGGACCAGUACGAGGACCUCCAGUACAAGGACCAGUAUGAGGACCUCCAGUAGAGGGACCAGUACGAGGACCUCUAGUUCGAGGACCUCCAGUACAAGGACCAGUACGAGGACCUCCAGUACGAGAACCUCCAGUACGAGGACCUCCAGUACAAGAACUAGUACAAGGACCAGUAUGAGGACCUCCAGUACGAGGACCUCCAGUACAAGAACCAGUACAAGGACCAGUACGAGGACCUCCAGUAUGACGACCAGUACGAGGACCAGUACAACAGCUAGUACGAGGACCAGUACAAGGACCAGUACGAGGACCUCCAGUACAAGAACCAGUUCAAGGACCCGUACAAGGAACAGCUCGAGGACCAGCUCGAGGACCAGUACAAGGACCAGUAUGAUAACCAGUACGAGGACCAGUACAAGGACCAGUACAAGGACCUCCAGUACGACAACCAAUAUGAGGACCAGUACGAGGACCUCCAGUACGACGACCAGUACAAGGACCUCCAGUACGACGACCAGUACAAGGACUUGCGUUGACUGUAGAGUUGUGGGUGAUGGUCACGCAGAUGUGUCAUGAGAUUUGAAGCGUUGCUGCCUUUCACAGACAGUUUUUCUGCACGUGCUGCAAACAGGAUAGCCGUCCGUCUUCUAUAAACUUCCUCAGCAUUCUUCAAAUAUCUAAAAGAUGCCCGUACUUCCGACUUUGUCUUCUUUGAGGGAUAAAAAAUGUCCUCCUGAGCGCUGCCGUCUCCUCCUUUGACCAUUAUUUCAGCUUUAGCUUCAAGAAAGUUUUGGUUGUAAACAGCAAAGCGCGCAUGUCCCGCCGGUCCUGCAACUUCAGCAGAUGAUACGGUGGCUGGUAAGGGCCACCGCGCCUACACCGCAGCCAUGGUAAACCCACCAAGAUAAUAUAGUUUUUUUUAAACAAGACGGUUAUUAUUAUUGUCAACUUUUUUUUUUUUACCGGGGUUUGUCACUGGUUACCGUGACAACCCUACCUGAUCGGUCUGCUUUGAUCUAUUUUGAAAACUCCUAUCAAAACCGAUAGGGGCGCUAUCGGCCGAUUACGAUCAAAUGCCGAUCCAUCGGUGCAUCCCUACUUUCUGGCCUUAGUUGGGGGGGACGAAUAGGGGUCGAUCUGAAUCUGGGGGGGACAGAUCCCCCCCGUCCCCCACCCUAUUUGCGCGCCUGGACUACGUAUCCCAUCAGGCCUCUGACCAGUUCUGACCACGACCCAUAGACAAGAGCUCUGUUGAGUGUAGCUGGUCCAGAUUAGGCCUUCAUGUCCUAAAAGCCUCAAGUUGGAGGGUUAAUGUUUAUGAUAUGUAGAAAGUUUUAUUAUCCUGGAAUAAAAGGAGGUAGGUUAUAGUUGAGAAAAUGAAGUUCUGACAUAUUCUCACUUGUUACAGUUCAGUUAGAUCAGAUACACAUAACAUAAAUCUGAUGUGUCCUGUGUUUUGUGUUUUACCUCCGUGUGUUUUCCUGUUUAAAACUCUGGACAUCAGUGGAGUUGUCUCAUCCUGACCACGGGGACGUCCAUCCUUCCCCCUCCAGAAGACCUGCCUCUUCAUAUUCUCCCCUUCUCUUUUUCCUUUUCUUAGCUUUCACUCUCAGUCGUUCUCUUCCUGUUUGCCAUCCCUCUCACGAUGUUCGUACGUCAGACCCGGGGGAGAGCUGUGUUUACGGCAGCUUUUUCCUUUUCAGAUUCAACACCCAACUUUAAAAAAAGAAGGGAAAACUUUCCAGAUGUGAAAAUAAAAUCCUGGUAAAGUAAAAGAAAAAUAAACAUUCCAGGUUUCUCUUUCCAAACAAUGACAAAGAGAAUAUUUGGUGUUUUCUGAGGUUUCCUGUCUGCACGUUUUCAUUCUCACUUCAUGAAUAUUUCAGUGUUUUGAGCCUUUAAAAAAACUCAAAAUCAGAAAUGAUUUGAGUUGUAAAGGUGCGGUCUGCGGGUUCAGAUGGCAAGAAAGGGUGGAAAACAACAUCUGCGUGGAGACAGAGGUCCAUCAGAAGUCCCAUUGGUCAUCACUCACUGGUCUCCACAUGUGACCCAUCCCUGUGGGGAGCUGCAGCUGCGGCUGCUCUUGGGAGCCUUUUGGUCGUUUCACCCCCAAUCCAACCUCUUAAAGCUGAGCAUCAAGCAGGGAGGCGUUGGGUCCCAUUUUUGACGUCUUUGGAAUGAUCUGGCCGGGAUUUGAACCCCGAUCUCCCAGUCCCAGGGUGGACGUUCCACCACUAGGCCACUGAGAAGGUUAAUGGGUUAAUGAGAGCUUUACCUGCAGGGCCCUAGCAAGUUUUAGCAGCUCCAAAGAAAAAUAUCAAACAUUCAUAAUCAUUGAGUGUUUAACUAGAAAUCUAGACCGACAGAAGCUGAAGCUAAAGGAUUUUACUUUGCAGGUUGGUCUAGCCACGCUCCGUUAGCGCCUCGGCAGACCCCGCCAGUCUUGUGUCUAGCCAAUCACUGUCCUCGGUUGGUUCGGUGGGAAUAAGCAUGGAUGGUGAGGAUCGUUUGAAAAUGGCUUUGGCAUCAACUUUGGACUAUUUAGACAUUUUGAGAGCUUAUAGAGGUCCUUAAGUCCUUUAUUUAGAAAGAGGAUGUAUUUGUGUCUUCUUCAACAGAUUACGGAGGAUUUCCUGUUGACGGACAUCUGUAGCGGUGAGCACGUCACCUCAUCCGUUAUCCAGUAGCGUGUGGAGACAGUAUGAAACACAACCGUAGAUCCCGCCUUAUGUCUUUGGGUCCUAACCAGACUUUAUAUUCACUUGUAUAAGUUGUGUUGCUAGGAUAGUAUUUCACAUGGGAAUGAUGAAUCGUUAAUUUUGUAAAAUAGGUGCUUCCAACCAAAACUUAGUCUAAUCCAGGACCACCCGCUGGUUCCUGUUAACUUUAUCAAACUCCACCACGUUCCCUAUCCUGCUCCCCUCUCGUCAUCCCUUCUCCUUUUCUGCAGUUGUUAAACACCGUAACACCUAAUUCAACAAGCUUCAACUACAGGAAACUACGGCUACACAACGAGGACAAAAGCUUGUUAAUUGAAGAGAGCAGCAGAGAAAGUCUAAAGGUUUGGUUUCUCUGCUGUUGGGUUGAGUCGAUGCUGCUGAAUGAGGACGUGAAACCAGAAUAUGAGACUAAAUAGGACCAAAGCUUCACAGAGAGCAGCAGAAACUCUGGAGGAAAGGCUGCAGUAAAAGGCUUCGCUGCUGAAGCUGUUCCCGCGGAGCUCCGGGGAUUUUUCAUGCCGUCAGUGAGCGACGAGUCUUUCCUGCUGCUUCUGAGGGAAGUUCAGUUUGAAGCCCACAAUCCACUGAACAUUUCAUCUGAGCCCUGAUGAGGGUUUGCUUUUUUAUUAUUGUGAAUUAUUUUAUGAGUGUUUUAAAUAUAGGGCUGCACGAUAUUAGGACAACUUGCAAUAUGCGAUAACAGUGAUUAAUAUUGUGUUGACGAUAUUACUUCCGAUAUAUAAAAACUUAACUCAGGAACAAAAAUAAUCAAAAACAGAAAAUUAAAAAAUGACAAAAAAAAUCAUAAAAAUGAGAAAAGCAAAAGAUGUGUGGAAAGGGAAAAAGAACAAGAAAAGGCGAUCAGAGGAUCCCGGGAAAAGCAGAAAGAGCAGAACAAAGCUAACUCAGGUGUUUGCUAACCAUCACAAGUAAGUGCCGUCUGCCUCGGGGGCGGGCAUCUGACCUAUGAGAACCCAUCCAAUUGGCCAAAUAGCUUAUUUGACUUGUUAAAAAAACAUCAUUCAUCCGUCUGAUUGACAGAAUGCAUCAUGUGUAGCAAACUUUUGAGCUGACCAUUCAUUACGCUAUUCAUCUGUUCUUUGCGAUAUGCAUAUUGUGAUGCUGACAUCGCGAUAACGAUAUAUUUGCGAUAUAUUGUGCAGCCCUGUUGAAAUAUAUGUUUCUAUGGUAAAUGUUUUCACUGUAAAUAUUAAGUGAAAACAAUUUUUUUUCUAAACUUUCUAAUUCUAGCUGAUAUUUAUGAAUAAUUCUGUUUAUAUUUUAUUGAUAUUAUUGUAUGAAUCAUUUAUUUUAUUUUGAUCUAUUAAGAUUACAACACAUCAAAUUCUGUAAAAAACAUGUUAAGAACGUAAUGCUUUUUCACGAACUCUCAAGAAAUAUGUGGUUUUAUUUAACACGUAACAAACAUGUUGAAUUUAAUUCUUCAUUUUUUUAUUUUAAUAUCAGGACAGGAGAAUAAAUCUAAAGAAAAAAAGCAUUUAAAUAAAAUUGGACCAUAAAAUAGUAGAAAAAAUAUUCUUAGUAAUUGAGACGUGUUAUAAAUACAAACACAGACAAGGAGUGUUUUAAAACGCUUGAAACACGUUUCUGAUUUUCCUUACUAUCAUUUUUCAAGUUUUAUUUUUACAGAAGUCUGAGCCGUGAACUGAUUGAAUCAGCUGAUGAGGUUAAAAAGCUGCUGACUGAUCCAAACAAAGUGUAACUGAAGCUGUGUUAAAGCUGCAGACAGAGGUGACGUUAAAAUGGGAGCAAGAGGAAAAAUGAUCCUUUCAGCAGCAGCCGGGCUCUCAUAUUCCACAAUUUAUUGAAUUGCUCUUAUUAUC
This is a messenger RNA of Nothobranchius furzeri (turquoise killifish), 5522 nucleotides long. NCBI's taxonomy places the organism in Eukaryota, Metazoa, Chordata, Actinopteri, Cyprinodontiformes, Nothobranchiidae. The record is from RefSeq and is a predicted model, not a curated record.